Cuscuta europaea is the source of this 4064-nucleotide messenger RNA. Lineage: Eukaryota; Viridiplantae; Streptophyta; Magnoliopsida; Solanales; Convolvulaceae. The record is from the annotation of a GenBank genome assembly.
GUUUAAUUUAAUAUAAGAGCACCGCCUUAAGAGUUAAAGACGUAUAGCAGAUUAGCAGGUUUUCCAUAAACGGUCAAAUAGGAUCUCAUUUCUAUCUCGACCUAUAAAAUCCCUCACAGCUGCAAACAUCUUGCUUUCUCCUCGCCCUUUCCCUGGAAGAAGGAAUCCACUGUGUGGUAGAAAGCGGAAGAAAAAAACCGUAAGCACCAAUUCGCAAUUGACGUUUUGUCAACAAAAGAGGAAAAUAUCUGUGCCAAGAGCUUCUGAUUCGAUUUCAGUUGAGGGCAUCGAGUCUAGGGUUUUGGGUCCUGGUGGGUGGUCAAGUGACAGGAUUGCUUCGGAGAGCGAUAUUCGGUGUUCUGAGUUUUCAUAUAGGAAUAUGAGUUUUUCGCCUCAAAGUAAUCACAGGUCAGAUAAUAGCCGCAGGGGUAGAAACUAUCAUGGUCAAACUGCUAGACAGGAGUGGGUUCGUCGAGGAUCCCCAUCCACCACUUCGACCACACCAAUGGAAAACCCUGCUGCUGCCGAUGAUUUGAGCUCAGUUGGGAUUGGCAGGGAACUGAGUGACAGGCCGUCCGUUCCUAAAGUUUAUUGGGGUAGGAACAAUAAUGUUCAUCGAGGAAAUGCCCCUAAAUAUGCAAACCAAAGGAGAGAUAGAGGGAUGGGAAGGCAAACAAACAAGUUUGAGGGAAAUAAAGUGGAAAGCGCGAGGCGGCCAGACCAAAACAAUGAAAAGGAGCAACAGUCAAAGGACCCUAACUUGCCUCAACUUGUACAAGAAAUUCAGGAGAAGCUCUUGAAAGGAACAGUUGAGUGCAUGAUUUGUUAUGAUAUGGUUCGUAGAUCUGCACCAAUCUGGUCAUGCUCUAGCUGUUUCUCAAUCUUUCACUUGAGCUGUACCAAGAGAUGGGCCAGAGCUCCUACAUCCGUUGAUUUAUCAGCUGAGAAGAAUCAGGGGCUUAAUUGGCGGUGCCCAGGUUGCCAACAUGUGCAACUCACCUCUUUUGGGGACAUCCGUUAUAUGUGCUUUUGUGGGAAAAGGCAGGACCCCCCUUCUGAUCUGUAUUUGACUCCACAUUCUUGUGGGGAGCCUUGUGGUAAGCCACUGGAGAAGGACGUUAUUCCUGGUUCUGGUGGUUUGAACAAGGAGGAUCUUUGCCCUCAUCAUUGUGUCCUGCAGUGCCAUCCUGGACCAUGCCCUCCUUGUAAGGCAUUUGCUCCUCCACGAAGCUGUCCAUGUGGAAGGAAAAGGAUCACUACAAGAUGCUCUGAAAGGAAGUCUGUUCUUACCUGUGGACAACGGUGUAACAAGCUUCUUAGUUGUGGUCGCCACCGGUGUGAACAAACUUGCCAUGUUGGUUCUUGUGACCAUUGCCAAGUUCUGGUCAGUGCAUCCUGCUUCUGCAAAAAGAAGACUGAGGUUGUUCUUUGUGGUGACAUGGCAGUGAAGGGAGAGAUCAAUGUUGAACAUGGUGUCUUUGCAUGCAGUUCACGUUGUGAUAAAAAGCUUAGCUGUGGAAACCAUGCUUGUCAGGAAAUUUGCCACCCAGGCCCGUGUGGGAAUUGUGCUUUGUCGCCCGACAUGGUUAAGACCUGUUGCUGUGGCAAAACUAGCCUAACAGAAGCGAGAAACAGUUGUUUGGAUCCAAUCCCAACUUGUUCAGAAAUUUGUGACAAAACCCUCCGUUGUGGGGUACACCGAUGUCGAGAAGUGUGUCAUUCUGGCGAUUGUGCACCAUGUCAUGUGCCUGUGAUUCAACGAUGCCGUUGUGGAUCAACUUCUCGUACCGUGGAGUGUUACAGAAUGUUUGCAGAAGAUGAUUCAUUUACUUGUGAUAGGCCUUGUGGGCAUAAGAAGAGUUGCGGAAGGCACCGAUGCAGUGAGCGGUGUUGCCCUCUUUCAUCCAAUCCUCCCAACAAUACCCAGACUGGUGAUAGAGACCUACACUUCUGUUCGAUGCUUUGUGGCAAAAAACUAAGAUGUGGGCAGCAUUCUUGUGAGUCCCUCUGCCACAGUGGUCAUUGUCCUCCCUGUCUUGAGACCAUUUUCAAUGAUUUGACCUGUGCUUGUGGGAGGACCUCAAUACCCCCUCCUUCGCCAUGUGGCACACCCUCCCCUUCAUGCCAGUACCCAUGCUCUCUUCCUCAGCCCUGUGGCCAUUCAUCCACUCACAGCUGUCACUUUGGGGACUGUCCACCGUGCUCCGUUCCAAUAGCAAAGGAGUGCAUCGGUGGGCAUGUGGUUCUUUGGAAUGUACCAUGUGGAUCGAAAGACAUCAGAUGUAUCAAGCCCUGUGGGAAGGCCAGGCAGUGUGGCUUGCAUGCAUGUGACAGAACAUGUCACCCCCCACCUUGUGAUUCUUCUCCUGCUUUACUGGCAAGUGCUGGUGGUGAUCCAAGAGCUUCUUGUGGUCAACCAUGUGGUGCUCCUAGGAGAGAUUGUAGGCACACUUGUGUUGCUCUUUGCCACCCAUCGUCCCCAUGUCCUGACACUAAAUGUGAACAUCCUGUCAAAAUUUUCUGUUCUUGUCACCGGUUAAGUGCAACCGUUCCCUGUGAUGCGGGUGGUGCCAAUACUGCUUUUGACAGUGUUUUUGAAGCAUCAAUAUUACAGAAGUUGCCGGCACCUCUCCAACCUAUUGACUCAAAUGGAAAGAAGGUUCCACUUGGUCAGAGGAAGCUAAUGUGUGACGAUGAGUGUGCAAAGAUGGAGAAGAAGAAGGUCCUAGCUGACGCUUUUGGUGUGAACACCUCACUUUCAGACACAACACUUCAUUUCGGCGAUAAUGCUGCUGCUGUCUCUGAAGUGCUCACAGACCUUCUUAGACGCGACUCCAAAUGGGUCCUCUCUGUGGAAGAAAGGUGCAAGUUUCUGGUCCUUUGCGGCAAGGGAAGAAGUGGAGGAACAGGUGUCAAAGCUCACGUAUUUUGCCCAAUGAUGAAAGAGAAGCGGGAUGCAGUCAGAAUGAUAGCUGAAAGGUGGAAGCUCUCUAUCAAUUCUGUGGGUCGGGAGCCUAAGCGGUUUGUGGUCGUACACGCCACACCCAAGUCCAAACCACCUGCUCGUAUGCUGGGCGGCUCUAAGGGGACCACAGCCAAUUUACAGCCCUCAAUAUGCGACCCCUUGGUAGACAUGGAUCCUAGGCUGGUUGUUGCCCUGUUCGACUUGCCCAGAGAUGCGGAUAUAAGUGCAUUGGUGCUGAGGUUUGGUGGGGAAUGUGAGCUUGUGUGGCUGAAUGAUAAAAAUGCAUUGGCAGUCUUCAGCGAACCUGCACGAGCUGCAGCUGCUAUGAGAAGGUUGGAUCAGGGCUCUGCUUUUAGCGGUGCUGCGGUCAUAGCUGUUCCUCCUACUCAUGGUGGUGGUGGUGUUUCCAAUGCUUGGGGAGUGUCUGGCGUGAGUAAGGACGUUGCUGCUAAUAGUAAUAAAAAUGCAUGGAAAAAGACGGUCGUAGUCCAGGAGCUGGACCCGAGUUGGGGACCUGAGGAGGAGAUCUUGACCACUAGCACUUCUUUUCAAGCGGAACCUCCCUCUUCAGCUUGUAAGAAGGGGAAAGAAGCAUCGUCAUCUGCACUCGCUCCUCCACCAUCAAACAACCGGUGGUGUGCUCUGGUGGAAUCUUCGGAAACCACUCCAAGUCCGUCUGCUCUAUCAGACGUGAUGGUAAAGAAAUGCUCUUUGGACAAGUCUGAAGCAAAGCUUGAAACCGUAGAACAUGGUUUGGGUUUGCAGGUGAUACCACAACAGCAUGAAGGCAACAGUGCUGAAGUAAUUGCUGCUCAGGAUGUAUUGGAUAACUGGGAGGAGGCUUGUGAUUGAUUUGACAGACAUAUGAAGAGGACAUAAUUCUUACGUUCACUAUCAUUUUUCGUCCUUAGCUAACUAAGCUUCUGUUCACUAUAUCUUUAAACCUCAAUAUGUUUGAAUCCCCGGAAAUGCCACACGUUUUUUUUUUCUGUUUGCUAAAAAGCAGAGUAAUAAUUUAGUUCGUUCGCAGUUACUUUCAGAAAUGCAACGUGGAAUAUGGCAAUGUUAUUUUUUAAGGGCAAAUAUUUAGAUUUCUUGG